GAGAGGAGACACGGCCAGAUGGAGCACAGGGAAAACAGACUACACAAAGUAGUACUUAUUGGUAUGUUUUUUAUGAUCAAAUAGAGUGAGAAGAAAGUGUGUGCUUCUGUGACUCAAGUUGGAAGAAGUAGGUUUAUUUUGUCCACUGAUGACCCCUCCUCACCCCCAAGAUGGGAAAGAAAUGUGGUCAGGAAUUGAAAAUGAGGACUAACGUUAACAAGUGCAGUUUGUUUUAUAUGAAGAUGUCAGCCUGAGAGAAUUUCACUACCAGAUGACAGGACACAGCAAAAUGGGACACCCCAAUGUAUCGGCCUCACACACCUAUGCACGCCUGCACAAGGACAGACGCAGAUCCAGUCAGCUGCAGCCCUACACACCCAACGAUAAUCUGAACAAUGCCCUGGGUGCCAUCCGAGUCCUCGGCAUAGAGCUGAUUGAAGAUGAGCUUAAACCACACCUCAAUACUGUGCUGAUCAGCAUAAAGGAGAGGAAGAAAGGCGCUCCUGAGCAGGUGGUGAUCAGUGGAAUUCUACCGAUCCUGGCCCUGUCACUGAGGAGCAGAGGGCCUCUCACCAUCCUCACUGCAAAACUAGUAGCCGAGCUCGCCAAGGAAUCUAUGGUUCGUAAAGGGUUCGUUGAUUCGGGUUUGGUUACUGCUCUGCUGUCUGUGCUGACGAGUGCAGAUCAAGAACUGUUACUUCACUCUGCGCGGGCCAUCUCACACAUGACAUAUGACAGCCCUAAGUUACAGGAGCAGUUGCUCCGUCGUGGUGUGGUGCCUCGCCUUGUCGCCAUCCUGCUCCGUUUUUCAGAGCGGGAGGCCCUGGAGGAGGUCUGCCUUCAGGCCCUGUGUAACCUCAGUGGAAUGGCCAUAGCAGAGGAGACGGGGAUGGUGUGGGAGAGGGGGGUGUCUGUGAGGCCGGGGGAGUUGGUGUUUCACGGCAUCUCUCCUCACACCUGUGGGUUUGCUUCGUCUGUGACACUGGUGCGUGUGUGUCAGUGGGCGCCCGGUCAGUAUGCCGUCAACAUCGAGGUGUUCCAACGCUGCUCCACCUCCUUCUGGAACCUUCACGGGAACCAGCGGUCUGCGCAAAAGUCCCCCUUUUCUGGUCUGGGAACUGGUUCAAACCUGUACAAAGUGAUCAAGUAUUCUGCAAGGAACGUACCUCGAACCAAAAGUCUGAAGACUCGUGUGUUCCACACUUUCCUGUGACGGCUUGAAACCUUUAGACGUGGAACCAAAUCCAACAACUGAAAUAGAUUCUAAACUUUUCUAAUUCUGACUCUAAACCCAGAACCUAAUCUUUAAAACACGCUUCGCUUUGUUAGAGCGACAUUUGUCAUAUGUGUCAAAAUUGUGUCUGUUUUUUUUUUCUCUCACUUUGUUUAAUAGUUUUUGUUACAAUUCUUCACUGAGUUCUUAAAAUUUAAAGACAUGAGAUUCACUGAAAGCUGCUUUCCUUAAGUGUGUAAAACACUUGCAACCACUUUAUAUCACAUUUUUCAGUUUGAAUGGAAUCAUUUGGUCUUUCAUGUUAAUAUUCAGAAUCAUUUGUUCAAUCACAUAUGUUUUAUGCCAGGCAGCAUUUUUUUCUACACUGCACAUCUAAUUGAUUAUUUUUAUGUAUAGCUCAUUUGAUUGUACCACAAUAUUUGUAUUAUUUGAAUAUCUUUACUGUGAAUAAUAAAAUACAUUUACCUUCAGUU
This is a messenger RNA of Sphaeramia orbicularis (orbiculate cardinalfish), 1707 nucleotides long. RefSeq names its product rap1 GTPase-GDP dissociation stimulator 1. The coding region runs from base 272 to 1213 and encodes 313 amino acids. Lineage: Eukaryota; Metazoa; Chordata; Actinopteri; Kurtiformes; Apogonidae. The record is from RefSeq and is a predicted model, not a curated record. The transcript has 6 exons. Gene Ontology annotation, biological process: positive regulation of GTPase activity. Gene Ontology annotation, molecular function: guanyl-nucleotide exchange factor activity; protein binding.